This is a messenger RNA of Anopheles moucheti, 2525 nucleotides long. Its product is annotated as probable serine/threonine-protein kinase pkgA. The transcript is spliced from 3 exons. The record is from RefSeq and is a predicted model, not a curated record. NCBI's taxonomy places the organism in Eukaryota, Metazoa, Arthropoda, Insecta, Diptera, Culicidae. Bases 585 to 2015 code for a protein of 476 amino acids.
UGUGCGGUAGCAUUGUUGCGGUGUGUCAUCGCGUUGUCAUCGCGUGCAAUUGUGCUGCGGGAACUGCCGUGGACGCAUUCCUUCGGCAUAACGCUGGUUCCGGUACAUUGUCCUCCUGUGUUCCUUUCCCGUACGUAGCUUCCGGUUUCCGCCCAUGGUGGUCCAGUUUCCGUUACAGUGUGGAAAAUCGUUUACGCUGCUGAGCGAGUGCUCGAAUGAUCAAGUGCGUUGUAUGGGUAGGGUUGCAAUAGCUCUUGCGUGUGAGAAGAGCUGGUGAAAUGUGACAAGUGUUUGUUGUUGCGGGUUGGUUUAUGCAGCAACAUUGAGCCGGGCGCGUCCUCUACAGCUAGCUUCUAAUGACAAGUGAUUGUGAAAUUGCACCAUCUAAAAGCAAGUCCAUGGAAAUAUCUCUGCAAAUUGCUUUAACAGUACAGUAAGAGAUAAAGCGACGUAGUAGUGAGGUGGGUGCAGAAACCAAAACAAAAGUUCAACGCCUGCUUUUCGGUGCACAAGUUUCCGCCAUUGCGACAUCUUCGUGUCAUAACCCGUCAUCAGCAUCAGCACUGUCCUCAGCAUAGACAGUAAUGGAUACGUAUGUCAAAAAUCUGCUCAACGGUUGGAACAUGCCGGAACUGAUAAAAGUGUUUCAAGAGGAGGAAAUCGAUGAAGCUGCCUUCAAGUGCCUCAAGUACGAUAUGAUCAAGGAGAUAAUACCACGCAUUGGUAAGCGGGCCAAGUUCCUGCAGCGGUACGAAGAGUACAAGGAGAACCUAACGGAACGGCCCGCCUUUGCGGAGCUGCAGCUGGACGACAAGGAACGUUUCCCGCCAGCAUCGCCACAGAAACCAUCGCGCAUAGAUUGGGGUCGAAUAGAGAAGGUGUGUGGCCCGGUACCAAUAUAUCUAAAGAAUCUACUAAAGAUGUGCGGUUACGAGGCGGAAAGCAGUCUUCGAAAUUUGAACGAUGACGACUUCAUCGAUAUGGAACGGUUUGCGCGGGAAGAACUGAUCCAUCUCGUACCGGCAACGCAGUUCUAUUUCCACAUCUUCUGCAGUGACCCGGCCCGCGAAUUUCGACUCGUGCCGGGCCAUCGCAAGCUGCUGCUGCAGAUAAGCGCUUACCUGAACUACACCAAGGUGGCAAGUGAAAUUCAGCGCCCCGAACCAGCUAUCCGUCUGCCUUCCGAGCUUUCCAUCCAGAGGGAACGCGAACAUCGGCUAUUGCUCGCUCAGCAACAACAGCAACAGCAGCAGCAGCAGCAAAAAGAGCACCACCAGCAGCAACAGAAGGAGCAACAGCAGGCUAAAGAGCAGCAGCAACUGUUGCAGCAACAACAGCAACUAUUGCAAGAGGUUGUCCGAAUGCACCAGCAACCGCUCUCCGACAUGCAAGAAGUGAUGCUGUCCGAGUUGAAAAUGUCGCACAAAAACUCUCCACUCGCAUUCGAGCAAGCGACGGUGUUCCCGCCGCUAAGCGACGAGGAGCGCAUCAAGAAGAUCCAGGGUUGCAUCGUGAAGCUGAUCGACAUGUGGAGCGAGAAGCAACCGAUCAAGCUGCAGAUCACGGAGGAAAUGAUCAACGUGACAUACGAGAGCAACGGCUACAACGCAUUCAUUAAGUGUCCCAUGUGUGCGGUGCAGAUAAAGGUGUCGAAACUGCCGACGAAGAAGGGCGAUCGGUUUGUGAUCUCCAACUUCUCGAAGCACAUCAUCAAGAUGCAUUUUUCUCAGCUUAGCGAGGCCGGUGGCGGUGGUGGUGUAACUGGCAGUGGUGGUGGUGGCGGUGUCGGUGGACACGCGGGUUCGGUCGGUUCGGAGCGACACCUAAGCAUGGACAAUGUGUCGUCGUACUACGGUGGUGAGAACUCGGAUAGCAACACCUACCCGUACGAUGACUAUGGCACGGGCAAACGGCAGAAGCUCGAAGAUGACGAGGACGAUAUGGAUCCAAUGCCACCUCAUUUGCUGCAUCCGUACGUGAGCAUUAAGGAUGAAAUUAUCGAUCUGGAUGCGUAGCCGAUGGGUGGUUCGGUGUGUAUGUCGCUUGUAAAGCGUGCUCGGUACAGCCCAUCGUGCCGAAAAGUAGCGAGAUAAGCUGUGGAUGCACAAACGAUACGAAUAGCUAGAAGAAACCGUGAGCCAAUUUUUCCAUUCCUCAAUCAAACCAAAUAGCCUCUCUUAGCUUGUUGACUCUCAUAGGUUUACUGAUCACCAAUUUGGUAGAAUAUAAGGAUAGGCUGUUACAUUUUAAAACUGUACGAAGGUUUAACUUAACGCGGUAUCGCUGUUUUGCAACGACAAGCGAGAUAACCUCGAAGGUGUUUUAUUUACUAGCAAUUAUUUUAUACAGGACGCAGGGUGUAAGCACUAGAGACAGUGGCAUGAGACAAGACUUAAUUUUGGAACCAUUGUGGCUGAAUUGUGAAUAAUCCGUUUUUUACGGGCGAAUAGUAGCGAUCGUAGAUAGGCUGAUAGCAAUCGGUGUACAUAAGAGUAUAGUUAAAUUAUGCUAGCAAAUGGAGCGAA